UGCAGUCGCCGGUUAUGACGACUCCCUCAGCCCGAGCCGCCGCCGCCGCCGCCUCCGCAGCCCCGGCUUCCCAGGCUCCAGAUUUUAGAUACCUGAAACAUCGCAGCAACUUCUGGGUGGUUCUGAGGAUUAAAGAGGUUUGGAGGUUGCUAUGUUUAUGCUGCUUGUCUUUGGAGCACUGCUUCCUGAGGUCCCCCUGAGUGGCCAAGACAAGGCUCCUCCCCAGGCUGAUGGCAUUCCAGCCACCCCUCUGUUCAACUAUGCCAGCCUCCGCCUGCCGGAAGAGCAUAUUCCCUUCUUUUUGCACAAUAACAGGCAUAUUGCCACAGUCUGCAGGAAAGACUCACAUUGUCCUUAUAAGAAACACUUAGAAAAUUUGAAGUACUGCUGGGGUUAUGAGAAAUCCUGCAGACCAGAGUUCAGAUUUGGUUACCCUGUUUGCACCUAUGUGGAUAUGGGAUGGACGGACACUCUUGAAUCAGCCCAGGAAAUAUUCUGGAAGCAAGCCGACUUCGGAUAUGCGGGAGAGCGUCUGGAAGAGCUCCAUGUGCUCUGCCAGCCGAAGGAAAAGAAUGACUCAAGUCUGGUGUGUUCCCGUUACCUUCAGUACUGUAGAGCCACCAAUAUCUACCUUGAUUUAAGAAACAUCAAGAGAAACCAUGACAGAUUCAAGGAAGAUUUUGUCCAUAGUGGGGAAAUUGGAGGACACUGUAAGCUUGACAUUCGUUCAUUGAUGUCUCAAGGUCAGCGCAAAAGCCCUCUGCAGUCCUGGUUUGCGGAGCUACAGAGCUACACUGAACUCAACUUCAGACCUGUAGAAGAUGCUCAGUGUGACAUUGUUAUUGAAAAACCAACCUACUUCAUGAAACUAGAUGCAGGUGUUAACAUGUAUCACCACUUCUGUGAUUUCAUCAAUCUUUACAUUACUCAGCAUGUUAACAAUUCCUUUAGCACAGACGUGUACGUCGUGAUGUGGGACACAAGCUCCUAUGGAUAUGGUGACCUGUUCUCCGACACAUGGAAAGCAUUUACUGAUUAUGAUGUUAUACAUUUGAAAACUUAUGACUCCAAAAGGGUAUGUUUUAAAGAAGCUAUUUUUUCCUUACUUCCCCGGAUGAGAUACGGGCUGUUCUAUAACACCCCUCUGAUCUCUGGGUGUCAAAAUACCGGGUUAUUCAGGGCAUUUUCCCAGCAUGUACUGCACAGACUGAAGAUCACACAAGAGGGUCCCAAGGGUGGAAAAAUUCGAGUGACCAUUCUUGCACGGAGCACAGAGUAUCGGAAAAUACUGAACCAAAAUGAGCUUGUAAAUGCACUGAAAACAGUAUCUACAUUUGAGGUCCAGAUUGUUGAUUAUAAGUAUAAGGAACUUGGGUUUUUAGACCAACUGAGAAUCACGCAUAACACAGACAUAUUUAUUGGAAUGCAUGGAGCUGGUCUUACCCAUUUACUUUUCCUUCCAGACUGGGCUGCGGUGUUUGAACUGUACAACUGUGGAGAUGAACGUUGUUACUUGGACCUGGCUAGGCUGAGAGGUGUCCAUUACAUCACUUGGCGAAGGCAGAACAAAGUCUUUCCUCAAGAUAAGGGCCACCACCCAACUCUGGGGGAACAUCCAAAGUUUACCAACUAUUCUUUUGAUGUAGAAGAAUUUAUGUACCUUGUCCUUCAGGCUGCAGAUCAUGUAUUGCAACACCCAAAGUGGCCAUUUAAGAAAAAACAUGACGAGCUAUAAAUGUGUUGAGUCUUUUUGCCAAAGGGGAGUUUUUGAGCAGUCCCACACCCAGACUCACCUCACAGUUAAAUAGGUAAAACAGCCUGUUAUCUCCUAGCCCCAAAUCACCUUUUUUUUUUUUUUUAAUACCAGUACAAUGCCUUCAGGAUAUUACUUAUGUCUUUUAUAGCUUUUAAGUGUUUUGUUUGAUUUUUGUGUCAUUGCUAUUUAUCAAGAUACUAUUUUUGCACUGAAAACUUUACUUUUUAUAGUUCAAAAAUUGGGCCUGGGCUCACUGGUAUCAUUGAGCCUUUUUCUUAGGGAUGCCAAAGUUUGCAACUUUCUUAGUUUUAGAAUUUGUGUUUUUGUAGAAUACCAUGAGAUCAUCAUUUUAGAGGCUUCCAACUUGAUAUGUUUGAGUAAAAUCAUGACUCAUCUAUUUGCCAUAGUUUGUUCAUAGCACUGUUCAUAGUUGGACAGGAAAACAUGCAACACACCCAUGCAUACGUGCACACACACAUUCACACGGUUGUGGUUUUCAGUACCAAUCUAUAGGACUGUGUUAUAGAUCAAACAGUAUUAUAAAUAGAUCUGUUUUCGUCUUAUCAGAGUCCAAACUUAGUCCCAAUGAAUUCUCUGUUAUAUCCUUAUAGUCAACGCCAGGUUAUAUUCAUUCAGAACCUGAAUAAAUCAUGCUGUUUCCUUAAGUCAUAUUCAUAUAUUUCAUAUGCAAAUCAUGUUUUCCCCACAUGUAACAACCACAUAUGAUAAAAACAAAUGAGAGUGUUCUUUAAAACAGUUUUUUUUUUACGUAUCUUCUAGCUGAUUUCCACCGGCUCCUUCUUAGCCGUGGAGAGCAUUUAUGUAUGAAACAGUGGUUUCAUUGUGCACAUAUUUGUAAGUGCAUAUACUUGUGUGUAUCUGUCUACCUCUUUUAGCAUGGAAAUAUUCCAGUGUUUGAUUUUGCAAACUACAAAUUAGCCACAAGAAGAGAUUUUUUUUUCCCCUAUAAGAAAAAUAAAGGCAAAAAAGGGUAAAGACACAUGUGAAUUAGCCAGUUCAAAAUGGAUAAGAAGCCAUAACAGAGUGCCGUAGAUUAAAAAGUGUAUCUGACAGCCACCCUACUCCCUCAAUGAGAUUCACUUCUUACUGUUUAUGAACCUUCAAUUUAGUGGUCGGAAACCAUGGAUUUAUUUUAUUUCAAAAUGUGAAGUUUACAUUUUAUUAACACUUGAGUAAUCUCAUUUAGAGACUAGCAACUUCUAUUUUUUUAAGUAAGGGAUUAACAAAGUACAACAGAGCUAAAAUUUUUUUUAUGUUUUAGAGUAGUUAAAAGAAAAAAGAAUAUACAGAAGACAAGUGACCUGAGAAUCCUAAAAUAUUUAUUAUCUGCACCUUUACAGAACACAUUUGCUGACUCCUGCUUUAAAGGAUUAUCAACAGUCUUCUAGAGUUUAGGAAUAUUUAUUAAAAUAUCUGUAAAUGAGUUAAUGAAUCACGGUAGCAGUAGCUUUGAUUUGAGACCUUGACAAUAUUUAAAAAGACUCACAAUAUGGUUUUUGAAAUGAUUGGUAUUGCUCCUGUUCUUUGUCCAAAACACUGAGUAACUGCUGAGAAGAUUAUUCACAUGAAAAGAAUUGUCAAGGCUAUGUUGCAUGUUUAGUCAGAGAGGCAGAAACAUCUAAAAAAAAAAAUGGCCUGAAAAAAAAAGGUUUCAGCAUUUAUCUUCUUACCUCAUUUUAAGAAGUGUUUGGGAAUGUGAUUCUGUAGAUGAGCAAGUAUUUUAGACACUGAAAACAAUUUCAUAAUAAAAUGUUACAUUUGCAUAUUUCACAAAGAAACAGUACAUUUUAUAGAAAUGAGGAUAUACUAGGUACUUUAUGUAAUUCACUUUUAUCAGACUUUCUUUUUUUGAUGGGAACAAAAGAAGGUCUUCAAAUUGUUAUAAAAUUUAAAAUGUAAAGACUGCUCUUUUUAUUAAGUCUUUGAAAGAGAUGUAUGUCAUUGUUUGUACAUUUGGGAUAUGGCUUUGGAAUAAAUCUUUUUAUAUUUUAUUUGAA
Dama dama (fallow deer) is the source of this 3774-nucleotide messenger RNA. RefSeq names its product EGF domain specific O-linked N-acetylglucosamine transferase (gene EOGT). Gene Ontology annotation, molecular function: protein N-acetylglucosaminyltransferase activity. Gene Ontology annotation, cellular component: endoplasmic reticulum lumen. The record is from RefSeq and is a predicted model, not a curated record. The transcript is spliced from 17 exons. The coding region runs from base 152 to 1735 and encodes 527 amino acids. NCBI's taxonomy places the organism in Eukaryota, Metazoa, Chordata, Mammalia, Artiodactyla, Cervidae.